ACUCUGCUGGGCAUCACUGCGCGUCAAAACAUUGCGUCUCUGCAGGACUUGCCAGGGCCGGAGAGGAGAGGAAAUUUGCUUGGGAAGGAAUGCGAAAGGGGUUUUAGGAUUGGCACUGCCACGAGGAAGACGAGGAGGUGCGACAUUUUCUGAGCUACGUGGAGAUCCGUUUUUUCUUCCCUUCAAAGGUGUUUGCCUCCCAACCCACCGCCCACCACGGCCCUCACCUGUGUGUUGCGGUGCUUCCCUUGUGAGCCGACCUGGGCUGGCAGUCCCUUCUUGCACCGCCCGCCAACUCCGCCCAUGGUCAGAAUGACGCGCUCCAAGACUUUCCAGGCAUACUUGCCGAGCUGCCACCGAACCUACAGCUGCAUCCACUGCCGAGCUCACCUGGCCAACCACGACGAGCUCAUCUCCAAGUCGUUCCAGGGCAGCCAAGGCAGAGCCUACCUGUUCAACUCAGUGGUGAACGUCGGGUGUGGCCCUGCAGAGGAGAGAGUUCUGCUCACAGGCCUGCACGCUGUAGCAGAUAUCUACUGUGAGAACUGCAAGACUACCCUGGGCUGGAAAUACGAACAUGCCUUUGAGAGCAGUCAGAAGUACAAAGAGGGCAAGUUCAUCAUCGAGCUGGCCCACAUGAUCAAGGACAAUGGCUGGGACUGAGGGAUGAGCAGCCAGGACACGACCGCAGCAGUGGAGAGGGGGAAGGGGGGUGGAUGGAUGGACGGACAAAUGGAGGGAGGGAGGGGGGUCGUGUGUGGUGGGUGAGUGUGUGACUUUGGUUUGGCUGAUUUACCAUUAACCUCUGUAACUCUCUGCCCAUCCCUCCCUACCACGCCUCUCGACGCACACACAUACACACACGCGCGCACACACACCAAGGUCCCAGACAUCCCAGCUUGAUAGAGAGACAGACUAGGCAGGCUUGUACGCAGCUAGCAGGACUAGGUGACAGUGUCUGGCCGGCAAAAUGUCUCAUUUUCAUGUCUUUUCGUUUUGUAACUGAAACAUGAUUUGAUAGCUCGAUAGUAUUCCACCUUGUCUCAAACUAAUGUUAGAAAAAGUUGUUAACGGGUCAGUCAGUGGAAAUUUAGCCAGAAAGAGGGUGGUUAGGCCGGCCUGGCAGGGUUCAUUGGCCUUGGUUGAAGAGCUGACGGGCAUUCACUCUGUCCUCAGCUUGAAUGAGAUGACCUAAGAUGAUUAUAGCAAAUCCAGCUGAUCGGGGCCAUGCCAGCUGGGCCAGUGAUGAGGCCUGGCGCUGAGGCUUGGCACGGAGGCCCAAGCACAUGGGCGUUGGGUUGCAGCGAGGGGGUGUCGGGGUGGGUGCAGGGAUUGCUGCCCACCAGGCCUCUCUCUCAACAUGGUGGGGAGGGGAGGCUCCUGAUCCAGUUAUGCAGUGGCUUUGAUGGCUUCUGGCUGGGAUUCAGUCCAUGUUUUGCCAGUGAUGCAGCUCAGGACGGGCCGAGAGUGAAAGGGAUACAGACAGACAGCCACCAGCUUGUCCUAAAACCUCAUAGGAAUUUGCCCUCGCAGCAGCAAAGCAGCUCCCCUGGGUUUUAUUCAUCCUUUAAUACAACAAGUCGUGUAAAGUGAUCUGGCGAUCCUUCCCGUGUAUGUCUGGUGUCGGUAGAUGCAUCGCUGCGUCCACCUUUGUUACUUAGCCAGAUAGAAUUACACAACAUAAGCGUGUCUCAGGUGAACAACUUUGGCUGGGAUUCCCAAACGUUUGCAAGCACUGUGAGCAUCUUUUUUUUUUUGAGGUCGAUGAGCUAAGGUGACGAGGCGCUGUGGGCUUGGGAGAGGCAGGGGGCAGCUAGUGGUCAGUCAGACACAACACCUGCUGUCACGCAAAUAACAGUUUGAUUUAAGACACAAAACAAAUGGCCGAUGCAUGACUGGUUUCAUGGGCCGAGGGAAAAUGCAAAUAGUAAAAAACAUUAACACAGAAAGUAAAUUAUUACUUUUACUGAAGUUACGAGGUAUAUACAUAACCACAGCGGUGUGUAAUAUAGAUGCAUAUGUAUAAAAAGGUAUCACUCUUAGGCUCUCUUUCAGUCUGGGAUGACUGCUGUUUAACUGCUGUUACACUGAUCUUCACUAACUCACAAAACAUAGUAAACCAACUGGGCAACAUUAUGAAGCAACGCACAAGAUAGACCCACCUACUCAUUGUUUUGUCCUUAAAGCUGGGGUAGGCAGAAAAAAACAAAUUAAAAUACAUCCUCCCCCUGCAGCUCUCCCCACUCUGUCCCAAGAACCUCCUCCAAAAUGACCACAGGCAUAUGCACACACUCCAUACAGUAACCCAGUGUUUCCCAUACAUUGAUCUCAUUGUAGAGUUACACACACUGUGUUCUUUCAGCCUCUCUUUGCCCCGCUCUCUCUGUCUCUUUGUUUAUCAGACCAAAAAUGAGACAAGAUUUAACAGGCUAAUGUUAGCCACCUCGACAUCCUUUGCCUCAGUCCCCACUGCAGUGGACUGCCCUCUCAGUAGGAGAGCUGGCAGCAGCUCUGGAGACAGACCUUCGUUCGGCAGCUGUAGCGACUCGAAUUCAGCCACUGCAAAUCCCCCACAGCCAGGUGUCACAGUGGGCUGGUGGCCAGCGGCAGCGCUAGGUCUAACCUGUUGGCUGAUCCAGAGGGGAGUGGAGACUGUUCGGUGACUGGGGGUUUGUCUCCAGACCCAGUGAGGUGGCGAGUGAGGUGGACACACUGUGAUUCUAAACUCUAGCUAACGUCAGGCACAUAAACAUGAAAUUGAAGCCGCAGCCACGAGUCUUUUUGGCUCAGGUUAGCAGAUGGCUAAAUUAUUAGCAUUAGCAUAUGGACACUUUCUAUCUCUGAAAUGCUUUGCUGAUACUGCUUUAUUCUUUUUAUUGUCAGACUCUUUUUUAGGGUGCUUUCACAUCUGUCUUGUUUGGUUCGGUUCAAUCCACUCAAGUUCCUUUGCCUCCUAAGUGCGGUUUGUUGUGAACACAGCAAUCCCACUUGCUGCUUGAAGAGGUGGUCUGGUUACAAACAAACUCUGGUGCGGUUCGUUUGUGGUGAGAACGUGUUCCAACCUCGAUCCAAACCAACUGCAGUCACAUGACACAUUGUUUGGGUUAAACAUGAGCAUGUUACAGUCCUGGAGGAUUAUUAAUGUGCACCUCCUCCUGUACUGCCUUAAUAUGCACAUUCAGCACAUCCAAUGCAUCAAAACAUUGUUUUCUAGUUGGAGCCGCGCCUCGUUUUCAAACUGUAUGGUUUGACUAAAAUGAACAAUGACAGCAAUAUAGUCCACGAUGAGCAGCGCUAAAAUCAACCUGCGUAGUUGUCCCUCCAUUGUGACAUUAGAAAGUGUCACAUUUAUCUUACAAGUGUACUCUUCUUCAACAUUUGCUUUACGUCCUGGAUUUUUCCUGCAUCAAAAUUCUGACCAAUCAAGAGCAGCUUUCUCGCACAAGGCAUUUGAUCUGGUCUGCUUGGAAAUGCUGCCGUGAGAACAAUUGUGCCCCUUUGUAACAAAAAUAGUCCCUGAUUCAGACCAAAGCAAGACAACUCUAGGUCUGUAAGCACCCUUAGACUCUUUGAUAAAUCCGUCUUCCUUUUUUGGGUUGCUUUGCAGUGGAGGCAGUUGUUGCCAAUGCUGAAAUAGCAACUCUCCACCAUUUAAUUUUACCAUCUAAAGAAAUAUGCAUUCACAUCUGCAUUUGUAAAACCUGUCGCAGACUAGGUUUUCUAAAGCCUGAAAACAGAGCCAAGAGAAGGUGCAGAAGUCUAGUGUUCUUUCAGACCACUUAAAUUACUCAAAGUUUUUUAUGGGACUUUUGCCCAAAAUGAAACUGCCUACCCAAGCUUUAAUGCACCAACACAUUAUCUUCCCAGGUUUUGCCCCAGUUUUAAAUCAUUUUUCUUCCGCCUCAGUUAACUUAAAUAUUCCUCAUGCAUCAUCGGUCUUCGAGUUAUGACACCUGGUUAAAUGUGAGGUAUCGUUAAUGGGGGAGCAUUGCUCAGGUACCUUGAUGCUACCUUUUCUUUGCUGAGGCCAGGAUCCUACACAGUGUGCUGGAUGUGUUGUCAUUCUCUGAUGGAAAUGUGUUAUUUUCAAAUGAGGGAAUCCAUCCUGUGGAAAUGCAACAUUAAUGCAUGCAUGAAGUAAAACAAGUGUUCUGACCAGUUUUGUGCUCGGUCCUCGUCACAUCUUUGUGAAAAGAACAUUCUGUGUGUAUUAGAGUUGCAAUGAAACCUUGUGCUGUAACACGACAUCUGAUCAGUUUCACCUCAGUCCAUUUGAGCCGCCAGAUUCUUCUUAAGAUUAAAUUUGAUCCUGGUUUAGAAAAUUAGUUAACCUUAAUUAGUUGACCUGUUUGUCACACAUAGUUUCCUGUUGUUGCGAGCAUUGCUUUAGAAGUUGCCCCAUGUACGGCGAGUAAGACUCUCCAGUUACAACCAAACCUAAACCGAUAACUUCAGUAACACUCAGCAGCUGACUGCUCAGUCGGAGGCUGCGACAGUAAACCCAGCACAACCAAAGAACCCACCCAUCAACAAUAAAUUGACCAAACAAAAGAUCAUUUUGCUUGGGCAAGUGUUGCAAAACAAGGGGGUGUGUAUAGCUGAAAGCCAAGGUUGUGGAUAGCCUUUCUCUGUGAUAUAUAUAAUGCUUUAUGAUUUUGUAAACAAAAGAUCUUAAUAUAUGAAUAUAUUCUAUUUACUGUAUUCACCACGAGGAUUAACAUUCAUGUCGACCUCUGUGUUACAGACUGUAAAUAGUGUUAAUGUAUUGUGUUUUAUCUAUGAUCCAUACGGUGAUGAAUGAAUAUGAUUUAGGUCAUGUCAUGCUUUCUCUCUGGUACCCCACAUUGGCUGUACGAUACUACUUUUUUACUGAAAAUGUUUCAAUUUUAAUGUCUUUUGUAAAGGAGGAUGCUGAUGUUGACUAUAUAUCAUUGGAUCUUCAUCUAAUAAAAUGCACCUUGAUAUCUGUA
Molecule: messenger RNA, 4970 nt
Organism: Epinephelus fuscoguttatus (brown-marbled grouper)
Lineage: Eukaryota; Metazoa; Chordata; Actinopteri; Perciformes; Serranidae
Product: protein yippee-like 2
Exons: 5
Coding region: 304-663 (119 amino acids)
Source: RefSeq, a predicted model, not a curated record